This is a messenger RNA of Ceratitis capitata (Mediterranean fruit fly), 2646 nucleotides long. It is a transcript of the gene Muc91C, whose product is annotated as proline-rich extensin-like protein EPR1. Lineage: Eukaryota; Metazoa; Arthropoda; Insecta; Diptera; Tephritidae. The transcript has 3 exons. Bases 158 to 2161 code for a protein of 667 amino acids. The record is from RefSeq and is a predicted model, not a curated record.
UCGGAAUCGGUUACAACUUGUGGCAAUAAACGAGCGAGGCGAAAAAGUUCUUCAUACUUUGGCACCACAAAUAAAUACAAACAUAUAAACGGAAACGGAAUUGCUGAUUAAAAAAAGACACCAAAUUCAGCUUUUCCACGCCUCAACCGUUGCCAAUAUGAAGCUCUUCCCCACGGCAGCGACAGCAGCUACGCUGUUGUGCGCUGCGUUAUCUAUAGUCAAUGCUGAACCACCAGUUAGUUCUUAUUUACCGCCUGCUUCCGGACCGGCUACAUCAUAUAGUGCACCGGCUCAAAAUGAUUAUGCACCAAGUGCCCCUUCCGGUGGGCCAUAUGCAAGUCCACAGGGUCCACCAAGUUCGAGUUAUGGCGCACCUUCAGCACCAGCUCCACCACCACCGCCUCCACCUCCACGUCCAUCUUAUGGUGCGCCCAGUAAACCUUCUCCGCCAUCACCACCAUCUUCUAGCUAUGGUGCUCCCCCAUCACCACCUGCCUCUAGCUAUGGUGCUCCUCCACCUAGUCGUCCAAGUUCAGGUUAUGCUCCCCCACAGAAACCUCGUCGUCCAGCCAAAGUACCCGCUUCAACUUAUUCUGUACCACAAUCACCCGUGGCUUUUUAUGGCCCACCUAAAGCAUCGCCACCGGCACAGCCCGCGCCACCAGCUUCAGGUUACGGUGCGCCACCUUCGCCGCCGGCAUCCAGUUACGGUGCGCCACCAUCUCCUCCAGCUUCUAGUUAUGGACCUCCUUCGCGACCUUCACCACCAUCGUCAAGUUAUGGUGCUCCUCCGUCACCACCACAGAGCUCGCCUCCGUCAUCCAGCUAUGGUGCCCCACCGUCUCCGCCCGCCUCCAGCUAUGGACCUCCAGCAAGGCCUUCGCCUCCAGCAACUAGUUAUGGUGCACCCCCAUCACCACCAGCUUCGAGUUAUGGACCUCCUUCUCGACCUUCACCGCCAUCUGCAAGUUAUGGUGCACCACCAUCUCCUCCAGCUUCCAGUUAUGGACCUCCUUCUAGACCUGCUCCACCAUCACCGAGUUAUGGCGCCCCACCAUCACCACCAGCUUCCAGUUAUGGACCUCCUUCUAGACCUGCUCCACCAUCACCGAGUUACGGCGCCCCACCAUCACCACCAGCUUCGAGUUAUGGGCCACCUUCUAGACCUGCUCCACCAUCACCGAGUUAUGGUGCCCCACCAUCUCCUCCAGCUUCCAGUUAUGGACCUCCUUCACGGCCUUCCCCACCAUCAUCAAGUUACGGCGCCCCACCAUCACCACCAGCUUCGAGUUAUGGACCUCCUUCACGGCCUUCCCCUCCAUCAUCAAGUUACGGCGCCCCACCAUCUCCUCCAGCUUCGAGCUAUGGACCUCCUUCACGGCCUUCCCCACCAUCAUCAAGUUACGGCGCCCCACCAUCACCACCAGCGUCGAGUUAUGGGCCACCUACUAGACCUGCUCCACCAUCACCGAGCUAUGGCGCCCCACCAUCACCACCAGCUUCGAGUUAUGGACCACCUUCUAGACCUGCCCCACCAUCACCACCAGCCUCCAGCUAUGGCCCACCGUCUCGACCUUCUCCACCCUCCUCCAGUUAUGGCGCACCACCAGCGCCACCAGCUUCUAGUUAUGGUCCCCCAUCAAGACCUUCUCCUCCGCCGUCUAGUUAUGGUCCACCACCUUCUGCACCUUCAUCUAGUUAUGGCGCACCACCUGCACCACCGUCAUCCAGUUAUGGUGCACCAUCAGCUCCAGCCCCGCCCUCUAACUCGUAUUUACCUCCAUCACCUUCUAGUUCAAAACCUUUUGCUCCAUCCAAACCGGCACCACCUUCAACAUCGUAUGGUGUACCAACUGGAUACAGUGCUCCAGCGCCCGCGCCCGCACCUGCCCCAGUUCCUUCAUCUAGCUACGGUGCCCCACAACAAUCAGCGCCAUCUGCGCCAUCAUCAUCAUAUGGUGCACCUUCGGCACCUUCUUCAUCAUAUGAUGCCCCAGCUCCUGCAGCCCCACCAUCCAGCUAUAGUGCUCCUAGUGCCGGAGGUAAUGGUGGGGGAUAUGCAUCCUCAGCACCUUCAUCAUCCUACAGUGCCCCAAUAUCCGUACCAGAUACAAUACCGCAAAGUUACUCUGCCGAUGGUGGAUACAAAUAUCGGAAGUAGACUAUUCAAAACAAAAGAGAGCCCUUUCAAAGAGGCUAUAGACCGGAAAACAAUUAAUUACUCGUUGCUAGAUAAACCAAAAGAUGUCACGCCUAUUUUAAGUUUUACGAGCAAAAUUAUACUUACGGCAUCAAUAGUUUCCAUCUCUGCCUCGACUUAAAUGAAAUCUCCGAUUUAUUUAAGUUAAAAUGGGUGUCUACUUUAAAACUCAGCGUUGCCAUUUCUUCGCCGCCAAUGAAGUUAUACUUACCUACACAUAUAUUCUCUCAUUUUCCAUUAUGUGAACUGUCAUAUGCCGAUUUUAAAGUCAAUUGUAAACUACGCACUAAGUUCAUACAUAUACAUAUAUAUAUGUAUGUACAACUUAAGUAUUAAAAUGAAUGUUCUUACUUUGGAAUCUUUUCAUUUCUCAUCAUUUUUAUGUAAAACUUUUGUUUAAUACUUCCAUUUACAUAAACACAUUUUAAGAUACUUGUUAAAUUAAG